AUGGCUUCAAUGCGGGAUCAAAAAAUCGAACAGCAACGGCAAAUGAUGGAACAGAAGAUGAAACAGAAACGCCAGAAUUCUGGAUUGGUUCAGGCAAACGAUCUCAGGGUAGGGUCUGCGAAACGUCCAAUAUCAGGCAGCCGUUCCCGGGAGCUCCAUGGCUAUGAUGGUCCGAUGCAAUUUCUUAUGUCGCCAGUCAAUCCGGACCAAGUUAUACCUCUUCAAACAAAUAGAAUAUCAACCUUUGAUGAGCUAGGCAAUCAGAUCGAAGUCCUGACGGUUGGUGAAGGUGAUGGUAGCGGUGAGGAAGAUGAAGAGAGCGUCCCAGUAUGUAGCGUGGGACGGGACGCUAGUACCGACGAUGUGUGCGCCGACGCAGCUGUCGCGCCGCUACACGAUAAGCCGCGAAGGGACAGUUCACCCACACAGGUUUACCAGAAGUGGGGUAAAACCAAAAGCAAAAAAAAGAAAGAUAAAGCGCAGGCGCCAAAGUUUGCUUCAAAGGCUCCAGAAAUUGAGGGUUCAGUGGAAGGUGCAGUGGAACAGUUUGUGGUAACACCAGCUAAACAUGGCACGCUGUACAAAUGUCGCAUUGCCAGGGAUCGGAAGGGCAUGGACAGGGGCCUUUACCCUACAUACUUUUUGCACCUCGAAAAGGAUUAUGGCAAGAAAGUGUUUUUGCUUGCCGCCCGAAAGCGCAAGAAAUCAGCCACGUCGAACUACCUGAUAUCAACAGAUCCUACUGAGCUGACUCGCACGGCAGACAGUUUUGCUGGGAAGCUUCGGUCCAACCUCCUCGGUACUGCGUUCACAGUGUACGACAAUGGCAAGGCGUGGAGGAAGCAUGACCAUGCUCAUACCAGGCACGAAUUGGCUGCUGUUGUUUAUGAUACCAACGUGCUUGGCUUCAAAGGUCCAAGAAAGAUGACAGUCAUCCUUCCAGGAAUGACGCCGGACCGCCAACGCGUCACCAUCGCACCGCAAGAUGACAGCGAGACCCUUCUGGAAAGACUCAAGAGUCAGACCUUGGAUGACAUAGUAGUCCUUCAUAACAAAACUCCAGUUUGGAACGAUGAAACCCAAUCCUACGUGCUGAACUUCCACGGAAGGGUGACUCAGGCAAGUGUGAAAAACUUCCAAAUUGUCCAUGAUUCAGAACCAGAUUACGUCGUGAUGCAAUUUGGACGGAUAUCCGAAGAUGUCUUCACUAUGGAUUUCCGAUAUCCGCUCUGUGCUUUACAGGCGUUCGGUAUUGCACUCAGCUCUUUCGAUAGCAAAUUGGCUUGCGAAUAG
Molecule: messenger RNA, 1293 nt
Organism: Spodoptera littoralis (African cotton leafworm)
Lineage: Eukaryota; Metazoa; Arthropoda; Insecta; Lepidoptera; Noctuidae
Source: the annotation of a GenBank genome assembly